Caenorhabditis bovis is the source of this 1104-nucleotide messenger RNA. NCBI's taxonomy places the organism in Eukaryota, Metazoa, Nematoda, Chromadorea, Rhabditida, Rhabditidae. The record is from the annotation of a GenBank genome assembly.
AUGAGUCACGAACCAAUUUGUGACCCAAAUCAGUCGCAAAAUCAAACGGUACGCGCCUUUCAAGGCACAGGAAGCCAAGGAGGAAGAGACUUCGAAAUUACGCUCAUGGAUAAAAAGUUAAUUGGAAAUGGAAGCUUUGGAAUGGUAUAUCGUGCUUGUUUGGCAGAGAAUGGAACGAUGGUCGCAGUGAAGACUGCGUUCCAGGACAGACGUUUCAAGUGCCGCGAAGUAAACGUCAUGAAGGAUCUAGAUCAUCCAAAUAUUGUUCGGCUCUAUUACUAUUUUAUGACUGAGGAGAAUCAAGGGUCCGACGUGAUAUCUUGCGUUAACUUGGUUUUAGAGUUGAUGCCUCAGGACUUACAUAAUUUUCAAAAACAAUACGCUAUCAAAAGAACGAUUAUGCCACAACUGCUCAUACGUCUUUUCUCUUAUCAACUUCUACGCGGGCUUGGAUUUUUGCACAUGAACAACAUUGUCCACCGUGAUAUUAAGCCUCAAAAUUUGCUCGUGGAUGCCAAGAAAGGUCUUUUAAAAAUAUGCGACUUUGGUUCGGCUAAGUUUAUCAAUUACAACGAGCCUAGCGUCUCGUACAUUUGCUCACGCUACUACCGCGCGCCCGAAGUUCUCAUGGGAUCAACUAAGUAUGGUUCUGCAAUCGAUUGCUGGUCAGCUGGUUGUGUCAUUGGCGAAAUGAUGAGCUUUAAACCACUUUUCAUUGGCGACAGCGGUACUGAUGUUCUCACUAAGAUAAUUAAGGUUUUGGGUACUCCGACAGAUGAAGAUAUUGCGAGCAUGCAAAUUGAUAAUCAUGUCUCCUAUUUAAUGAACAAGUCCGAGGGAGAAGGACUUCAGAGCAUAAUUCAUGUCCAAAUGAAGAAAGACGUUAUGCAGCUCGUCACUUCGCUUCUUCACUUCAACGUUUACUCCCGCAUUCAUCCGAUGGCCGCACUUCAUAUGGAUUACUUUAAUUCCAUCCGUGCUGAAACCAUUCGCGUAAUGAAGAACUCGGCAAUUUUGGAUGAGAUUCCACCUCUGACUGAUUUUUUGCAAGAUGAGUACCUUUUCCUUCAGAACACGAUUUCCUACCAAAACCAUAUGCAUUGA